GGAAACUUCAACCAGCUGCGGAGCCAGCCUUCGACAUCUCAUCAAAAGCCACAAUUCGAAUCACUGGAGAUCGAAGCUACCUCCGCACAACUGGAACUCACCAAUUGGCUCCAUCACACACUUUCUCCGCUUGAAGGCCGUCCGCAACGCCUCGAAUGUCUCCCAAAACUUCUUAAUUCAUGCUUCCCCGACCUGCGGCUUGCUGUCCAGCAGUGAAGCGACACCUCUUUCAGCCGUCCGACUCUAUCUGGGUAUCCGACGAGGUGCUUCGCCAUGCUUUUCAGAGAUUUGUUAAUUCACGCUCCGGGAAGCGUUAUGGGAGCUUCGUUCCUGGUCCUCUAGAGAGCCGCCGCAGGCUUGGGAAAAGACGAAUGGCACACCUCACCGAAUCCGCUCCGGCACCAGCACACAACACGGGGCCCCUAUGGGGCUUCUUUGGAGACGUAGGCAAUGCCCAAUGGCAGUGGGAGGCGCCUACAACCCGAAAAUCAACAGGGGCCUCUACUGCAGCACUACCCGCCUGGCUCUUGGAAUGGAACACUUCCCCAGAGGUAGUCCCCGAGUCGGCUGUCGUUGAAGGCUCAAUGAAUAAGCCUACAAAAGAGGCAGUUGCAAUUGAGGAAGAUAUUGUCAAAUUUCGAACAACGCUUCUGGCUGCUAGUUCAGAUCAAUUGCACGACAUAUGUGAAGAGUUCAACCAGUUGUACAAGCAAAGUCUAAGAUUAGGCCUCGUCUCCGGAAUUACAAUGCACAGAGCUCUCAAUACCAUAUCGCGGGACAUACGCCUCGCAUUCUCAGACUCGGGUCUCGGGGACACUCAGCGUCUUCUUUCGUUCUAUCAAGCCUUUUGGGAUGGAGUGUUAAGUUGUAAAGUGCUUCAGCCCGUCGACUUGGAUGCCAGAUUACUAAACAGAUUCUUAUCCUAUCUCGGGAACCUACCUAGCUGUACGGAGGUCCAAACUUUAUUCCACGACGUCAUGCAUGCAGCAUCUGUCACCCAGCUCGGCAAAAUGAAUAGGGGGGUCGAUCGUUUGGUGGAAGCAUGGGCUAGAAGCUGGCUACACGAGCAGCCUCCUGGUGAUCCCCGGCUGUCCUUUUUGGGGGCUAGCAGAGACUUAUCGGAGUCCUUGGAUAGACUUGAUCGUCUUCAAAGCCUAAUGCACAGCAGAGAGGAUGAUGAUCGACAGGAUCUUUCCACGAUUCAAAAAGCAGUUGAGGAAGCAAAGGUGAUCCUUGACAGCGCCCUGGAGCAUAUUGUCCAGGCUGAGAAAGCCCUUGUACCCCGAAACGGGUCUAUUGAGACCCUGGCAAAUAUCUUAGGUUACUUGCCACAAGAUCAUCUCUAUCGGGUACUUGCUUCCUGCACGCAAAACAUCGUCCGCAUUCACAACAGCAUGGAGAACCCUGUGACAGAUUUGUACUAUGGAUGGCUGUCUCUUGUGGCAAAAGUACCGAAAUUGCCUCACCAGAUGUUUGUCAACAUCGUAAAGAGGAUGGGGAAAUGCAAGGGAGUACGCGAACAACCUCUUCCAGGUGCCGUUGUCCUCAGUCGCUGGAUUAGUCAAGGAUACUUAGGGAAAGGAGGAGCAUUGAUCAGGAAUACUUUCGAGGUUUCUUCCUUGAACAGUGGACCCCUUGGCCUCGGAUUGGUACUUUCCGCUAUCGACAAACACAGAGAGAAGGUAUUCCGCCAAACAAAGGGUAUUUUCAAGUUGCUCCACAAUCUUGAAAGAUACAGAGAGGUUUUCGGAAUUCUUGCACAGAUACAGGAUCUAGGGUUGAAACUGCCAAGAGAUAUUAUCGGCCCAACAAUCGAGAUCAUGAGCAAAUAUGAUCUUCAACUCGCAUACCGCAUACAAAAGAUGUUCUAUACUGGUCUUCGUACCAACAAACAAGUCUUGCGACCCGAUCUAAACUCGAAUUUCAUCGUUUCCAUGGUGAACCACCGUCGAUUCUCUCCACAACAAAUCUGGAAAGCAAUGGGAGUGCCCUUUUACGAAAAGAUGCAACCAUCCAAAAGGUCGGCAUUUUCUACAAGGCGUCUGUCGCCAGCCAUGAUAGAACUCGUGAUGAAAGUGGCCAUUGCUUUCGCACAAACAGAUGCUCGAUGUCAGAGGGUAGCGUUUCGCAACGUAGUUCAAUGUCUCCACCAUCUUCGGCGACACAACGCGCCCUUGACUCCAGAGUUAACUAGGGCUAUCUCCCACGCUGGCUUUACUCGGAAAAUUGUUGCUGGGGAGUGGAUUAGCAAAGAGCUGCUGGAUUGGGUACUUGGACUUAUCGAGGUGGCCGAGGGUACUGAUGUUGCAGUAAUCACAGAUAAAGCUGUAACUUAUUGGAAUGAGCAAUUGGCGGAAGAGCAGGAGGAGGAGGCACGACGAAAGGCACGAGAGAUGAAUGUGUUGCGUGUAGGACCCAUAGAUUAGUGAAUAUAUACGAGUGAGAGAGGCGUCGACUUUCGAGCUUUACUGGACGCAUAUCAUCGUUAGAAAUAGGAGCCAACAUGGCAAAGCUGCUUGCAUUAUUCUUCCCGCAUAUCUCCCUCCCUCUUUCGCAAAUUCUCAAGACUGUACAGUAGAUUGGUGAGUCGUCCUGA
Molecule: messenger RNA, 2596 nt
Organism: Hyaloscypha bicolor E
Lineage: Eukaryota; Fungi; Ascomycota; Leotiomycetes; Helotiales; Hyaloscyphaceae
Exons: 1
Coding region: 180-2426 (748 amino acids)
Source: RefSeq, a predicted model, not a curated record